Notothenia coriiceps (black rockcod) is the source of this 602-nucleotide messenger RNA. Its product is annotated as neurogenic locus notch homolog protein 1-like. NCBI's taxonomy places the organism in Eukaryota, Metazoa, Chordata, Actinopteri, Perciformes, Nototheniidae. Gene Ontology annotation, molecular function: calcium ion binding; Notch binding. The transcript is spliced from 2 exons. The record is from RefSeq and is a predicted model, not a curated record. Gene Ontology annotation, biological process: Notch signaling pathway. The annotation marks the transcript as partial.
GUGUCCCAGUGACUACGUGGGUAACCGCUGCCAGUACCCGAGCCCCUGCAGCCCCUCCCCCUGCAGGAACGGAGGGGAAUGUCGCGCCGUGUUACAUGGCAACGGGUUUGAUUUCCGCUGCGUGUGCCGCCUGGGUUUCACCGAUGAACUGUGCCUGACCCCCAACAACCACGCCUGCAUGAGCUCCCCCUGCCGCAACGGGGGGACAUGUGACCUCAUCACCCUCACCGUGUUCCGCUGCAGGUGCUCCCCUGGAUGGUCAGGUAAAACCUGCCUGCUCUCUAACCCCUGUGCGUCCAACCCAUGUGCAAACGGGGGCCAGUGCUCGGCCUUCGACUCCACCUACAUCUGCACCUGCCCCCCCGCCUUCCACGGUCAAACCUGCAAGCAAGACGUAAACGAGUGCGCCCAGAGCCCCUCCCCCUGUUUCAACGGCGGGGCGUGUGUCAACGAGGUGGGCUCAUACAGUUGCCGCUGUCCUCUCGAGUACAGGGGCCAACACUGUGAGACCCCCUACAUGCCCUGCAGCCCCUCCCCCUGCCAGAAUGGAGGCACCUGCGUGCAGAAGGGAGACACCACCUACGAUUGUAGCUGCCUUCCAG